Messenger RNA from Macadamia integrifolia, 500 nucleotides. Its product is annotated as embryogenesis-like protein. The transcript has 2 exons. The coding region runs from base 1 to 255 and encodes 84 amino acids. The record is from RefSeq and is a predicted model, not a curated record. Lineage: Eukaryota; Viridiplantae; Streptophyta; Magnoliopsida; Proteales; Proteaceae.
AUGAGUCGGGAGAUCGAUGAGAUCAAUCUCAAGUUCGCAGAAGCUCGAGAAGAGAUCGAGAUGGCUUUGGAAUCAAAGGAGACGGUUUACUUCGACGAAGAGGCAGAAAGUGCUAGGGAAGCUGCGAAGGUUGUCCUGGACAUGUUCCAGGGUCUAUUGGCAAAGUUACCUGAGAACGAGAGGGCUUCGUUGCAGAGGUCCAUGGGGCUAAAGAUCGAGCAAUUGAAGGCUGAGCUUGAACAAUUGAACGAUUGAGAGAGUUUGGUUCAAUGGGUAUAAGUCUAAAUCAUUCUUUUUAGUUUAUUUAUUUAUUUAUUUUUUUUUAAUACAAUGAGCUGAAUGUUGUUUCGGGCGAAGUUCUGGUGAUUUUGCCAACCAGUUUAUGUUGGAAUGUAUCAGAUAUUAUUUAAUCCACAGCUUCGGAACAAUGGAUUUUUUCUAUUUUUUCCGAUGAUCAUUUGAAUAUUAUUUUCAAUGGAAAUUAUCGCUUUUGCGGACCA